GCUCUCCGCUGCUGCUGUCCCCGUCUCCCGCGCGCCUCGCCCCGGCUCGGCUCCGCCGGGCCCAGCGCGCUCCCCCGACGCCGCAGUCCGAGCCGGGCAGCGCCGGGUGCCAGGAUGAAGGUGCUGGGACACAGGCUCGAACUGCUGACAGGGCUCCUGCUGCACGACGUGACCAUGGCCGGGCUGCAAGAGCUGCGAUUCCCCGAAGAGAAGCCGCUGCUCCGGGGCCAGGACGCCACUGAGCUGGAGAACCCUGACACCUUCCUCUCAGCUGUGGACACAGACUGGAAGGAGCAUGACAUUGAGACACCUUACGGUCUUCUGCAUGUGGUGAUCCGGGGCUCCCCCAAGGGGAACCGCCCAGCCAUCAUCACCUACCAUGAUGUGGGCCUCAACCACAAGCUGUGCUUCAACACCUUCUUCAACUUCGAGGACAUGCAGGAGAUAACCAAGCACUUUGUGGUGUGCCACGUGGACGCUCCCGGACAGCAGGUGGGGGCGUCGCAGUUCCCUCAGGGAUACCAGUUCCCCUCCAUGGAGCAGCUGGCAGCCAUGCUUCCCAGUGUGGUGCAGCAUUUUGGGUUCAAGUACGUGAUUGGCAUUGGAGUGGGAGCCGGAGCCUAUGUACUGGCCAAGUUUGCACUUAUCUUCCCGGACCUGGUGGAGGGACUGGUGCUGAUGAACAUCGACCCCAACGGCAAAGGCUGGAUCGACUGGGCUGCCACCAAGCUCUCGGGCCUGACCAGCACUUUACCCGACACUGUGCUCUCCCACCUCUUCAGCCAGGAGGAGCUGGUGAACAAUACUGAGCUGGUGCAGAGCUACAGGCAGCAGAUCGCCAACGUGGUGAACCAGGCCAACCUGCAGCUCUUCUGGAAUAUGUACAACAGCCGAAGAGACCUGGACAUUAACCGGCCUGGAACAGUGCCCAAUGCCAAGACUCUCCGCUGCCCCGUGAUGUUGGUGGUUGGUGAUAAUGCACCUGCUGAGGAUGGGGUGGUCGAGUGCAACUCCAAAUUGGACCCAACCACCACAACCUUCCUGAAGAUGGCAGAUUCUGGGGGGCUCCCCCAAGUCACACAGCCAGGAAAGCUGACUGAGGCCUUCAAAUACUUCCUGCAAGGCAUGGGCUACAUGCCCUCGGCCAGCAUGACACGUCUGGCACGCUCUCGCACUGCAUCCCUCACCAGUGCCAGCUCAGUGGAUGGCAGCCGCCCCCAGGCCUGCACCCACUCAGAAAGCAGUGAGGGGCUAGGCCAGGUCAACCACACCAUGGAGGUGUCCUGCUGAAGCACCAACCAGUUCCACCCAAGACGCCCGCCCCUGUUGAGGGACCCCUGCCAUCUCCCUGCACAUUUUCCCUUUAGUUUAUUUUUGUGAGGGCAAAGGGGAGGAAAUAAGGUUAUUUCUCUUGUUUAAACAAUGAGGGGAUCCAAUUAGAUUCUGAACAGUCUCAGAUGGUUUGAGGGGCUCCUCCUCCCCACCCCACAUCCCUCAGUGUGUUCUCUUGGCUGAUAUGGCCCC
Messenger RNA from Castor canadensis (American beaver), 1524 nucleotides. It is a transcript of the gene Ndrg4, whose product is annotated as NDRG family member 4. The record is from RefSeq and is a predicted model, not a curated record. Lineage: Eukaryota; Metazoa; Chordata; Mammalia; Rodentia; Castoridae.